Molecule: messenger RNA, 1037 nt
Organism: Drosophila obscura
Lineage: Eukaryota; Metazoa; Arthropoda; Insecta; Diptera; Drosophilidae
Gene: Dic4
Product: mitochondrial dicarboxylate carrier
Exons: 4
Coding region: 86-1015 (309 amino acids)
Biological process (GO): phosphate ion transmembrane transport; thiosulfate transport
Molecular function (GO): antiporter activity; thiosulfate transmembrane transporter activity; sulfate transmembrane transporter activity
Source: RefSeq, a predicted model, not a curated record
CUCAAAAAAAUCAACAUUCGAUAUGACAUGACAUGUGAUCGAGUAUUCAGAAGUCAAGCAAUUUACCGAGUGUCUUCUUCGAGGAAUGCCCUAUACGGACAAGAACCUUGGGGACAACUAUCGCACCGUCCAGCACAUCGUACUGGACGUAUCCGAGGAAUACAUUGAGCCACCGGAACCGCGUGCCCGAUGGUGGUCAGGUGGCGUUGCCUCCACCUGCGUCGCCUGCUUCGUGGCACCCAUCGAUCUGGUCAAGUCCCAUAUGCAGACACAAAUUAAAAAGAAGGGCAUGCUGGAAACGGCCGCCCAGGUGAUCCGUUUGCGAGGGUUCAUUGGCUUCUACGACGGCUUCUCGGCGGCGGCCCUGCGGCAGAUGACCUGCACCAAUAUCCGAUUCGGCAUCUAUGAGGCGGGCCGCUAUGCCGAGCCCAUACGUGACAACAAUUUCGCCAAACUGGCCCUGGCCGGCUUUGCCGGUGCGGUCGGAUCGAUCUGCGGCAUACCCACGGAUCUGAUCAAUGUGCGCAUGCAGAACGACAUGAAGCAGAACGAUGCGGAACGACGCAACUAUAGGCACGUUUUCGAUGCGCUCAUCCGGAUACCCAAGGAGGAGGGCUGGCGCGCCUUCUACGCGGGCGGAACGCCGGCGGUAUUCAAGGCCUCGGUGGGCACCUGUGGCCAGAUAGCCCUCUACGAUAUUGUCAAAACUGAGCUGAGCGAGAACUUCGAUAUGCAGGAUGAUGUUAUCCUGCACUUUGACAGCUCGCUGAUAUCCUCGAUAUUCUCCUCGCUGAUCUCGCAUCCCUUCGACGUACUCAAGACCCUGAUGAUGAAUGCCCGACCUGGGGAGUUUCGAGGCGUAUUCCAUGCCGCCAUGUACAUGAUGAGGUUCGGCAUCCUUAGCCCUUUUCGUGGCCUGGCGCCGACCAUUUUGCGCAAAGGUCCGGCCACCGUAAGUCUCUUUAUUAUCUACGAGCAGCUGAGGCUACGUUUCGGCUAUGUUGAGGAUGAAUAAAGCGAGAGAGGAGAGUUUAAAG